This is a messenger RNA of Saitoella complicata NRRL Y-17804, 470 nucleotides long. RefSeq lists its product as uncharacterized. Lineage: Eukaryota; Fungi; Ascomycota; Saitoellomycetes; Saitoellales; Saitoellaceae. The coding region runs from base 269 to 460 and encodes 63 amino acids. The record is from RefSeq and is a predicted model, not a curated record. The transcript has a single exon.
AACAGGCCGCAAUGAAAUCUGCUCUCAGGCCUUCAUGAAGAUGAUGCUCGAGUGUGGGUGUCGUAUGAGCCGUGAUUUGAGCCGUUACCGCCGGCAUUCGCGGGAGACGCCAAGGCUGCUCAUUGUAUGGGUUACGUAAGGGAAUUUGCCAAGUUGAAGCGUUCAUUCGCAGACAUAAGCGUGUGAUCGAUCCUUAAUACGGAGAUUUUACGCCCUCAGUGAAGAGCGGGGGUGUCUCUACGAUCCUACAGCUUACUUUCACAGCAUAAUGGGAAGAAGGGAUCAUUUGUGCUGUCGAGCAGCAUAUUCAGCAUUUUACGGGUUGCAAUUUGUUGCACUCUACUGCCCUCUAUUCGGUGUAUCAAUGUGGCUGGAUGCGUUUUCGUGGAACGGCCUGUACCGAACUUUAAGGUGUCCUUUCUUGGCUAGGUACCGAGGUAACAACGGCCUCGGUGAGUGAGAGGAUCGUG